This is a messenger RNA of Leptopilina boulardi, 3164 nucleotides long. RefSeq lists its product as uncharacterized. Gene Ontology annotation, biological process: xenobiotic metabolic process. NCBI's taxonomy places the organism in Eukaryota, Metazoa, Arthropoda, Insecta, Hymenoptera, Figitidae. The transcript has 16 exons. Gene Ontology annotation, molecular function: oxidoreductase activity, acting on paired donors, with incorporation or reduction of molecular oxygen, reduced flavin or flavoprotein as one donor, and incorporation of one atom of oxygen; iron ion binding; heme binding. The record is from RefSeq and is a predicted model, not a curated record. Gene Ontology annotation, cellular component: cytoplasm; intracellular membrane-bounded organelle. Bases 35 to 3010 code for a protein of 991 amino acids.
UAAAAAAUUUAAGUAUAAAUAAAUAAAUAAAAAAAUGUUGCUUCUUAUAAUCACUUGUGUUUCUUUAUUAAUAUUGAAAAUUUUACUCGACUGGAAAAGAGGUCCAAAUUUUCCACCUGGACCUCGUGGUGUGCCACUAUUGGGAAAUAUGUUGGACAUGAAAAAUUUAAUGAAAGAAUCAAAAUUUUUUUCUGUCGCCAUUUCAAAAUUAACAGAAAAAUAUGGACCAGUUGUUGGUCUUAAAAUGGGUCUUGCCGAGCCAUUUAUUUUAGUUUCGGGACGCGAUGCAAUUGUCGAAAUGUUAACACGUCCUGAAUUUGAUGGAAGACCCGAUACCUAUGCAUUUCGUUUUCGUACAUUUGGCAAAAGACGAGGAAUGGUUUUUACCGAAGGCAAAGUUUGGAGUGAUCAUCGAAAAUUCGCUCAAAGAAGUUUAAAAGAUUUGGGUAUUGAAAGAAGUACAAUGGAGGAUUUAAUUUUGGAAAACGUUCAUUCUCUAAUGGAUACACUUGAAAAAAAUUCGACAAAUGGAAUAAUUAAAAAUUUCUCCAAAUACUCGAGUGUAUCGAUUUUAAAUAAUAUUUGGAGUUUAAUUGGUGGCACAAAAUUGUCCGAUGAUAAUACAAAAUUACAGGAAGCUGUAGAGAUGCUGUACAAUCUCGCGAGGCACACCAGUGCAUCAGGUGGUCUUCUCGAUCAUUUUCCCUUUUUAAGAUAUUUUAUGCCUGAAAUUAGUGGAUAUAAUGCCCUAAAAGAGCGCCAUAGAGGAAUUAAAAGAUUCCUCGAGGUGGAACUCGCUAGACAUAAAAACAUGAAAGAUGAAAAUAUUCACAAUGACAUGAUAACUGCAUAUUUUGAAGAAAUUGAAAAGAAAAAAAAUGAUCCCACAUCUUCUUUUGAUGAAUUAGAGCUUUUUGCCUUGACCAAGGAUUUUUUCUCAGCUGGUUUGGAAACAACGAAUAAUAGUCUUGGUUUUUUUGUAUCAUACAUUGCUGUUAGAAAAGAUAUUCAAAAACGAAUACAAGAUGAACUUGACAAUGAAAUUGGACGAGACGCUCGACCUUCUUUAAUUUAUAGAAACAAUUUGCCUUAUCUAAAUGCAACAAUAGCUGAAGUAUUGAGAAUUUCACAUGUUGCACCAACGACAGUACCACAUAGAGCAUUGAAAGAUUCAACAUUAUUUGGUUAUGAAAUAAAAAAAAAUUACACACUUAUUGCUAAUUUAGUGAGUCUUCAUAUGGACAAAGAACAUUGGGGUGAUCCAGAAAUAUUUAGACCCGAGAGAUUUAUCAAUGAUAAAGGUGAAUUUGUCGAGGACUCAUGGUUAAUGCCCUUUGGAACAGGUCGACGAAGAUGUAUUGGAGGAAGUGUAGCAAAAAAUAGUUUAUUUCUAUUUACAGCCAGUCUUUUGCAAAAAUACAAUUUUUCAUUACCGCCUGGCGAACCUCUUCCCUGUCUUACAGGUAUCAAUGGAAUGACAUCAGCUCCGCCAAAUUGCAGACUUCUACUUACAAAACUAAUGUGGAUUCCUUUUUUGUGCUGUUUUUUUAUUCUUGUCUUUAAAGUAUUACUGGAUUGGAUCCGAGAAACAAAGUUUCCUCCCGGACCAAGAGGAUUACCAAUUUUGGGCAAUAUUCUCGAUUUAAAGAAACUUUUAAAUGAAAAAAAAUAUUUAUCCCAUGUCUAUAGAAAUUUAGCCGAGACUUAUGGACCAAUUGUGGGUUUAAAAUUGGGUAUUGGUCAUCCUAUUAUUUUGGUUUCCGGACGAGAUGCUGUUUUAGAAAUGCUGAGUCGUCCGGAAUUUGAUGGAAGACCUGAUACAUUUUCCCAUCGUUUUCGAACAAUGGGCGAAAGAAGAGGAAUUAUUUUUACUGAUGGAAAAAUGUGGGACGAUAAUAGAAGAUUCUCAUUGAAAUAUUUAAAAGAAUUUGGAUUUGGCAAAAGAUCAAUGGAGGAUUUAAUUUUGGAAAAUGCAGUUUCUUUGACAAUAAAGAUUGAGAAAAAAAUUGAACAGGAAAAUAUAAUCGAAUAUUUUUGUCAAAUUUCGAAUAUUGCUGUUUUAAAUAAUUUAUGGUGUUUUAUAGCAGGAACCAAAUUGAAAGAAGAUGAUCAUAGAGUAAAAGAAGCUUUGGACAAUUUAAAUGGAAAUACUAGAAAAAGUUCAGUAAGCGGUGUUAUUUUAGAUCAUUUGCCAUUUUUGAGAUUUAUUAUUCCAAGAUUAACGGGAUUUACUGAUCUUAAAGAACGUCAAAAUCGAAUGUGGAAUUUUUUCAAAGAUGAAUUAAACGCGCAUAAAAAUUCAAAAAUCGAAGGUUCUUAUCGUGAUUUAAUUGACGUUUAUCUCGACGAGAUAAAUGCACAAAAAAAGGAUUCAUCUUCAACAUUCAAUGAAUUCCAACUUUUGGCAUUGAUAAAAGAUUUUUUCUCCGCUGGCGUUGAAACAACAAAUAAUUCACUUGGUUUUGCAAUAACAUUUAUUGCAAUUAAUAAAGAGGUUCAGGAGAAAUUACACGACGAAUUAGACAAGGCAAUUGGACGUGAAUCUUUGCCAUCUCUCACUUAUAAAAAUCAGUUACCAUAUCUCAGUGCAACAAUUGCUGAAGUUUUGCGAAUAUCAAAUAUUGGCCCAACUACAAUAGCACAUCGAGCAGUUGUUGACUCAAAAUUAUUGGGUUAUAAUAUAAAAAAAAAUUAUGCUAUAUUGGCCAGUCUUGUUAGUGUUAAUAUGGACAAAAAUCAUUGGGGCGAUCCAGAAACAUUUAGACCCGAGAGAUUUAUCGAUAAAAAUGGUAAAUUCGUUGAUGACGCCUGGGCUUUGCCAUUUGGAGCUGGUAAAAGAAGAUGCCUAGGAGAAGUAUUGGCAAAACAUACUUUGCUCUUGUUUACUGCUUGUCUUUUACAAAAAUUUAAUUUUCAACUUGCACCCGGAGAAUCUACACCCUGUAUGGAUGGAAUUGAUGGUUUUGCUGUUGCACCUCCAAUUUGUCGAAUAAUGAUAACAAAACGUUAAAAACUCAAAUUAAAAAAAAAAAUAGUUUUAGAAAUUUGUAUUAAUCAAAAUUUAGGUUAGGUUAUAACUAGAGAAACAAAAGGAACUCGCCGUUGAUAAUUCUCAUUUUGAAAUGAGACAAAUUGACAAAUUCAAUAAAAUAAUUUAUAUCUAA